AUGGCAUGGAAUUUCCUUAAUUUCCUUGUUGCGGUGUUUUGCGUCGGCGAGGUACUCCUGCACAGGUCGGCCCAAUUCAUGCAGAUCCUGAAUGAUUUGCUUCAGUGUGCGCAUGGCGUAGUCCUUGGGAGGGUAGUCCUGGUCAUUGUCCAUGUACUCGCCACGCACAAAGUCAUCUACGAGAAUGACAUUGGCGUUGCAGUUCCGCACGCUCAGCGGACGAUUUUCUACGAUGAGAGUUUCCUCCAGGGGGCGCUUCCGCCAGAGAAUGUUCUUCUCGUAGUAGUUGUCCCGGGAAAACCAGUCACGGUGGCGCACAAUGUACUGCGACACACGUAUCCCCACUGGGAUCAAUCACGUUCAGCACCUGCCGCAUAUACCGGUCGCUGCAGGCCGCUCACAGUACCACCUCUGCGCCAAUGGAGGAGAGGCACUCCAGCAGCCCCGCCAGGUAAGGCCGGGCCACCAUGCCGGCCUUCAUGCGAAAGGCCUUGUCGCUGUAUGACACUAUUGUCUCGUCCACGUCCAGCACGAGCGUCAGCCGGCCACGAUACGCCUUCUUCUUGGGACCAAGGAGCCCAAACGCCUCCUUCUGCUGCUCCUGCAACAACCACAACCUUGCCCCUACCGCAGCCAUCACGACAAUUGUGCCAAAUAAGUAAUACCGCACCCCGCAAUCCUUCAACAGUUGACGCCAGUACUCCUUGA
This is a messenger RNA of Trypanosoma rangeli, 708 nucleotides long. RefSeq lists its product as uncharacterized. NCBI's taxonomy places the organism in Eukaryota, Euglenozoa, Kinetoplastea, Trypanosomatida, Trypanosomatidae. The record is from RefSeq and is a predicted model, not a curated record. Bases 1 to 708 code for a protein of 235 amino acids. The transcript has a single exon.